AUGAAUAAAUUUUUCUCAAUUAUUUGUCUUGUUCUUUUUAUUUCGACUUCAUUAGCUAAAAGUUCAGUAACAGAUAAAACGAUCGAUGCUGCAACUGACUUAAAAGACAAAGUUGUUGAAACUGUAAAAGAGGCAUGUGAUACAGCUGCACCUAAAGUAGCCGAAAGUGCUGAAUUUAUCAAAGACAAAGUUGUUGAAGGAGCUGAAUUCAUAAAAGACAAAACUGGUGAAGCAUAUGAUACUCUUGUGCCCAAAGUAGCCGAAGGUGCUGAAUUUAUCAAAGACAAAGUUGUUGAUGGAGCUGGAUU
This is a messenger RNA of Rotaria sordida, 308 nucleotides long. NCBI's taxonomy places the organism in Eukaryota, Metazoa, Rotifera, Eurotatoria, Philodinida, Philodinidae. The record is from the annotation of a GenBank genome assembly.